AUGGCCUUCUACUUCGACGACCUCCUCACUGCCGGCGACGCCGAGCAAGCCCUCCGCUACAAGUUCUCGCCCGUCGACGUCCGUCCCGGCUCGGCCGCGACCGAGAGCACCGCCAGCUCGUCGUCCAAGACCAGCACCGCGCCCUGUCUGCGCUCCGCCAGCACCCGGCAGAAGCUCGUUAAGAACAGCGCCCGCUACUCGACCCCCCUCGCCUGCGCGACUUGGCCGUGCAAGGCCCCGCGCGUCGAGGAGAUGCGCCGCUCCCAGUUCCAGUCCCAGUACCAUGCCCACCGCAUGGGCUACUCGUACCUCAACAUAUGA
Molecule: messenger RNA, 321 nt
Organism: Diplodia corticola
Lineage: Eukaryota; Fungi; Ascomycota; Dothideomycetes; Botryosphaeriales; Botryosphaeriaceae
Exons: 1
Coding region: 1-321 (106 amino acids)
Source: RefSeq, a predicted model, not a curated record